AUGUCGACGACUGUCAAGAUCCGUGCGGCCACCCUCUCGGAUGCCGGAGCCAUCGCAAAAGUCCACGUCAUCGCAUGGCGUACUGCGUACGUAAACAUAAUGCCGCAAACCCACCUUGACAGCCUUAGAAUCGAAGAAAAAGUCACGCUAUGGAAGCAGAUCUUGUCGGAUUCAUGUAAAGCCGCCAACGUUCUCGUCGCCGAAGAGCAGACGCAGGGGACACGUCUACUGGGCUUCGUCAGCUUUGGUGACGCCGCUGCACCAUCCCCAAAUCGCAGAGCUUUCGUGAAUGGCGCCAUAAAGACAGGCGAGCUUCGUGCGAUCUAUGUUGAUCCUCAAGACUGGUCCAAGGGUGCUGGCCGGCAGUUGUGGAAGGCAGCACAAGAGCAGCUCAUCGAAGCCCAGUUCACGACUGUUGCGGUUCUCGUGCUAGCAAAAAACGAGCGAGCAAUUCAUUUCUACGAAGCUGUGGGAUUUGCAAAAGAUGGCGCUGGGUCGAUUGAGGUCGGAGGGGCGAGUCUUGAGACUGUCCGAUUGACCAAGGCGCUGAAUUGA
Molecule: messenger RNA, 555 nt
Organism: Aureobasidium uvarum
Lineage: Eukaryota; Fungi; Ascomycota; Dothideomycetes; Dothideales; Saccotheciaceae
Source: the annotation of a GenBank genome assembly